CUUAAUCAUGUAAAUAUGUAUGUAUAAAUUUGUAUUAUUUUUAAAUAAUUAGUUUGUGAUAAAAUAAUAAAUGUAAAUAUCACAAAUUAUAUAUCAGAAAUGCCUAAAAUUUAUUGUUAUUAACACAAAAUGCUUUGGAUGACAGUUUACGUUUGUGGUGGUUUGUAAAAAAUAGUUUUCAUACUUGCCGGCAGGAAAAUAACAAAGUGGUUUAUCAAACUACUCAUUUUUCAUUCAAUCUGCAAAGAGAGAAUUACUCAAUUGUGCAGCGAAUUGAGUGCUUUCUCUUUUUUGUUCAGAAGGGUGAUGCCAGACCAAUUAACUUUAUUUUCUGAUUUGCAGACGGAUUUUGCAGUACUGCCAAGUUCUGAUAUAUCAAAAGACAUUGCUUUAUCAUGUACCCCAUUUGGUGGCUGUUCAAAGUGCUAAAAUUAAAUGGCGUUCCAAGGUUUUGUUAUGUUUGCAACAAAUGCACUUUGCAAACUUUGGUAGAACACAAAGGAAGCUUUCCGUAAAAGCCAAUAACAAUAAAAAUCUGCAUUAUCCGAUGAAAUUAGUAACUGCGACGGGUCGAGACAAUUACUUUUAUACGUGGAAUAUGAGACCGCAACAAGUUCAUGAUUCAAGCGCUAUCGAAACAUUGCUAAAACUUGAUGCAGCCAUAUCUUUGAAAAAUGUUUCGGAAAUUAUUGAGAAUUUAUGGCCUCUAAUAGAAAAAUAUGAAAAACAAGUGAACAAUCAUGAUUUGAGUACUUGGUUUAGGGCCAAUCUUUAGGUGAAAGAUUAGCGAUUAAAUUAAAAUUAAUCCUCGAAAGAUGUUUUUGAGUACUCAAUUAGUUAAUUUUGUUUGCAAGUUUAAGCUCCCAAUGGAGGUGGUUUAA
This is a messenger RNA of Lucilia sericata (common green bottle fly), 881 nucleotides long. RefSeq lists its product as uncharacterized. The transcript has 2 exons. Bases 470 to 775 code for a protein of 101 amino acids. Lineage: Eukaryota; Metazoa; Arthropoda; Insecta; Diptera; Calliphoridae. The record is from RefSeq and is a predicted model, not a curated record.